UUAUCAUUCAGAAGCUAAUAAGUGAAUAUGAAUGUACGCCUCGUUUGUUUAUGAAAUGUAUCUUCCUCCGGUGAACCUGAAAGCUCGAAGCACUUCACUUGGCAGCGUACCUGUCCUCCACUCUGACAUCGCCAGUGUGGAACACGCUUGGAUUCCGAUAGUUAUAUUUGAAGAACAGGCAGGUCUGAUAUUAUAAAAGUAUCGUAACAGGGAAAAGCUACUUAAACCUCAUCCUCUGACAAGCCUUAAACACAAUAAUAGCCCAGAACUAUUCAUCCUCAGGAGAGGUAGGCGCCGAACAAGCAUCAGACUAUACUCAACUAACCAAGUCUUCAUUCGGCGUCUGACAACAUUUCAUCUCUAAUCUUUUACUGAACAGUGAGUUUGUGGGAGAUGGAUCCAGACAAUCAGAGCCAAAGCCAGCCACUGCCUGAGAACCCAUCUGGACUAGCAGAGGUUUUAACCCCCACUCCAGCAGUAGUUCCAGGCACAGAAGCCCCAGCCUCCGACCCUUCUGCCUCUGCUCCUGCUCCUCAACUGUCAGUCCCAGUGCGGCCUCGACGGCCUCAGAGGACCCCCAGAAUAGAGGGCUCUGUGGACGUAUGUGAUCCCAAACCUGACCCUCCAGGUGCCAACCAGGACCGAUCCACCACUCAUGAUGCUCCAGCUGGGGCCAGCCAUCCUAAGCUCCUGCAGCCUGAAGCAGCCAAGCCCCAUGGGGGGCAUGGAGGGGCCACUGAAACCACUCUGAAGGCUGGCCCUAAAGUCCCAGGCCACCCCACAGGGGCCAGGAGCCCCAUCUCAAUGAGGGCAGUCUCAGUUCCCCAGCCACCGUCCUCCAGGUCUAUACCUCCCCAUCUCAACCCUCAUGCCCAGAGGGCCUUCUCUGUGGUGGGCACCGCGGACACACCGUCUCAGGUAGUGGAAGACUUCAGGGUGCACCUAGUCACAUGGAAUGUGGGCGGUGCCAUGCCGCCAGAUGACAUCACUGCUCUGCUGGGGUUGCACAUUGGAGAUGGAAACACAGACAUGUAUAUAAUUGGGCUACAGGAAGUCAACUCAAUGAUCAACAAAAGGCUGAAAGACGUUCUCUUCACAGACCAAUGGAGUGACGCCUGCAUGGAGAGACUCAGCCCCUUCGGAUACAUACUGGUGACGUCCCAGCGGAUGCAGGGGGUGUUGCUGCUGGUCUUCGCUAAGUACUACCACCUCCCCUUCCUCCGAGGGGUGCAGACAGAGACCACCCGCACCGGCCUGGGGGGCUACUGGGGUAAUAAAGGGGGUGUGAGUGCGCGCAUGUCUGUGUUCGGUCACACCAUCUGUUUCUUGAACUGCCACUUGCCGGCCCACAUGGAGAACUCUGAGCAGCGCAUGGAGGACUUUGAGAGCAUCCUGCAGCAGCAGCAGUUUGAAGGCCAGGCUGCCACAGGGGUGCUGGACCACGAUGUGGUGUUCUGGUUUGGAGAUCUGAAUUUCCGCAUUGAUGAACUGGAAAUUCCAGCUGUGAAAGCAGCCAUUGAUAACAACAAACUCACCAUGCUAUGGGAGAAAGACCAGCUGAACAUGGCCAAAGUCAGCGAGUCAGUGCUGGAGGGAUUUCUGGAGGGUCCUCUCAAAUUCCCCCCCACUUACAAGUUUGAUGUGGGGACAGAUACAUACGAUACAAGUGGGAAGAAGCGUAAGCCUGCGUGGACAGACAGGAUCCUGUGGCGUCUGAGGGCCACAGUUCCCUCUGGGCCGACCCCUAUUCCUGGGAAGAGAGGCUCUAUUUUAGGGCCGAGCAGCGGGACCAAGGUCACCCAGCACUUCUACCGCAGUCACAUGGAGUACAUGGUCAGCGACCACAAGCCUGUCUCUUCCAUCUUUACACUCCAGUUCCCCUAUAAGGUGAACAUGCCCCUGGUGACGAUCAUGGUGGAGGAUGAGUGGAACAGCAUUGCAGAUGCCACUUGCACGUUCAAGGCUGCACCUAAUUUCGCUCGCAGCUCCUGGGACUGGAUUGGGCUGUACAAGGUGGGAUUCAAACACCAUAAGGACUAUGUAGGCUAUGUGUGGGCCAAGCAGGAGGAGGCAGAUUACCAUAGAGUAGAACACGAGGUGACCUUUACUGAGGAUGAGUUGCCCAAGGGCUCAGGAGACUUCAUCUUGUGUUACUAUAGCAAUAACACGAGCACCCUCGUGGGUGUGACAGAGCCUUUCCAGAUCCAGCUGCCCACCUCCAGCCCUGCCGGUAGCCCCUCUGACGACAGCUCUGAUUUCACCUCUGAGGAUGACAGCGUGGUUGGUAUGAAGACCAUGUCCCGCAGUCCCAGCCCCCGGAAAAAGAAACACAGAGCCCGACACAGCCAUAGCCGCAGUCCCAGCCACAGCCGUAGCCGCAGUGGCAGCCCUGCACUGCCCAAAAUGAAGGGCCUCAAACUGCAGCCUGGCUCAGCCCACAACACCACAGAUGGGGAGAAGGAGAAGGCCUCAUCUGAGACUGGGGAUAGAGGGUUGUGAUGGAGCCCCUGUUAUUCUGCACUCACAUAACCAACUCUGUGUGGUUUCUUAGUACAUGAUGCACUGUACUGUAUUAUAUGUUUCCUUUAUUGAAAAUGUACAUUUUCGGGUGCCAUUUGUUUCAGGACUGGGGUUAGGCUUCUCGUACUGGAAGACUACUUUGUCUUGUGUGAUUUUUCUUAAGCUGUUUUCAAAUGUAUGUCUCCCUGUAGAUUCUCUCAUUCCUCUCACACUCUCUCUCUCACUCGGUCACUCUUUCCUCUCAGGUGUAGAAAAUGCAGGGAGUUUUUGGCUGAUUUUAAGAGAACCUUACAGGGCAAAUCAUUACCAAAUCUCAGGCAGAGGGAAUUGGCCACCAAAAUGCAUAUUGCCAGUUGUUUCACAGAUAUUUUGAAGCAGCAUAAUAUGUACCCCUCUGUAUCAGCCCUGGGGGCUUAGUCAGCAGGUUAACAUGUGCGACAGCUUGAGCAAAUUAUGUCUUUUGAUGAGGUGAACAAUUAUUUUGACUCCCAAAGGGAACAUUCCUUGCAAAUGGUAAUAAUCCCUAUUUGCUUUAGCGCAGGUCCUGUCCUACAUGUUGCUACAGAAUGGUGUCUGCUGCUACAUAUAUUCUCUAAGGGACCUGGUCCACAAGGGAUUUUUUUAUGAGUUUUGGAUUUUAAAAAAAGUAGAAUCACCAGGAAUUCAUCAGAAAAGGAGUUUAAUUUAGUAAAUCUGUUCCAAAGUAUUCCCACGAAUAAAAAAAAGAGACAUAUGUGAUCGGGGUUUAAUGUAAUCAAGGUAUGAAACGUAUGUUAUUUUAACAUUUAUUUUAGGACUUAGUUGUGGUCAAUUCGCAGUGUACAAAUGAUUAUUAUUAUGCUCCCGACCAUCCGAUCGGAUAAAAUCGUCCAGCGGCAGAAUGGAGUUGCCUACUCCUGCCUUAGGAAGUGGGCCAAGGAGAUGAACAUAGAGAGCCAACCCUUAAUGAAAUGUGAUUCCAUUUGCAUCCACUGUGUUAGACAGAGUUCUAAAUGCUAGGUGUAGUAUACUACUAGUAUAUGAAUACCUGCCGUUAUUCAUAAACCCUUGUGAGUUGGUUUGACUGCAUGGAUCUUCAAUGCCAUGAAGAAAAAAUAAGUUGAAGCAUUUUCACCUUCAGGGUACCGGUGUUUCCAGUUCUCUUAUUUUCUUCCCUGCACUUCACCUCUCUUUUUCCCUCUUUCUCUCUCUCGUGUCCCCUCUCUCCCUUUUCUCUAUUGGUGAUAGUGAUUAGCUGAAACUGUUCUGUCACUAGAAGUGAUGUGUUGGAUUGUUAACCUGUGACCUCCAAUUCAACACCCUAGACACUUUCUACCCAUGGGCUGUUAGCUUAGGACAGUGUGUGCUGUUGUACUGUAACCUCAUUGUGAGUGAUUUCAUGUAUGUAUGCCACUGUGUGUGUGUGUGUGUGUGUGUGUGUGUGUGUGUGUGUGUGUGUGUGUGUGUGUGUGUGUGUGUGUGUGUGUGUGUGUGUGUGUGUGUGUGUGUGUGUGUGUGUGUGUGUGUGUGUGUGUGUGUGUGUGUGUGUGUGUGUGUGUGUGUGUGUGUGUGUGUGUGUGUGUGUGUGUGUGUGUUUUGGGUUUACUAGAGUGAGUGUGUGAUUGUGUAUGACUGAUAGUGAUGUGUGUAUGUGCUUGCAUGGUUUUCUGGGCAUACUGUACAUUCCGGUACUGUGAUUUUGUGCCGUUAAAAGUGCUGUUUUUGACUUUUGACUGUUUGGAAAAAAUGUUAUGACGACAAUGUAAACACAAAAUUACAUGUUAGAUGUAGAUACAUAAGGAAGGCUGAAUCAGUUUGCUUGCAGAACAGCAAGAAAGACAAUUUCUUUCAUCCUAUUUAAACAAUAUAAAAAUACACUGUAGACAGUCUGAAGCUCCUCCAAGUUAAAUGAUCAGUGGAAAUGGCUUUAUAUUGUUGUUAUCCAUUGAUUAUGUGUAUCAAUCAAUAUAACUUAAUUGAUCCAAAGUAUGCUUAUAGAAAAGGUGAUAAGGAAAGAUCUGAAAGUCUAAUUCAAUUGUCUUUUGCUAUUUUAGUCUUUGGAAAUGUCUCUCUCCCACACUGUAUGUGGAAUUUUAAAUAUAUGAAUAAGGAAUGUUAUUGAAAGAUUAUAACGUGUUUAAAACAGGUGAGAGGUGGCUAUGUACUGUAUGUAAAUGUCAAAUAUCAAAUAGAGAACAUAUGACAAUCAAUGCCAAAAAUUAUGCAUAUAUUUUCUUAUUUUAUUGUGUCAAAUGAGAACCUGAAUUCUGCUGGCAGGUGUGGGAGGACAAUGUUAAAGCAAACGGGUUUAUAGUCAGUUCUAUUUAAUAUAUAGUGUAUACAUAUUUGUUUGUAUUUAUUUUAAUUUUAUAUUUAUUCAUGCACACAACAUAGUUUUAUGUGGAGGCAAAAAGAAACAACCUCUUGACUUUGUUUAUCUGUGAUUUCAGAUCAAAUGUCAUUGUUUUAAAUGGUAUUGUCUCUGCUAGCUUGUAUGUGAUUGGGAUUAAAACAACUGGAAAACAUCA
Messenger RNA from Oncorhynchus gorbuscha (pink salmon), 5027 nucleotides. RefSeq names its product inositol polyphosphate 5-phosphatase K-like. NCBI's taxonomy places the organism in Eukaryota, Metazoa, Chordata, Actinopteri, Salmoniformes, Salmonidae. Bases 394 to 2499 code for a protein of 701 amino acids. The transcript is spliced from 13 exons. Gene Ontology annotation, cellular component: plasma membrane; cytoplasm; ruffle. Gene Ontology annotation, biological process: phosphatidylinositol dephosphorylation; negative regulation of peptidyl-serine phosphorylation. Gene Ontology annotation, molecular function: phosphatidylinositol-4,5-bisphosphate 5-phosphatase activity; phosphatidylinositol-3,4,5-trisphosphate 5-phosphatase activity. The record is from RefSeq and is a predicted model, not a curated record.